AUGGAAGCCACAAACCAAACAGGUAUUCCAAAAUUCCUUCUCCUGGGACUGACAGAUGACCCAGAACUCCAGCCUCUCAUCUUCAGCCUCUUCCUGUCCAUGUACCUGGUCACCGUGCUGGGAAACCUGCUCAUCAUCCUGGCCGUCAGCUCCGACUCCCACCUCCACACCCCCAUGUACUUCUUCCUCUCCAUCCUCUCCUUCACAGACAUCUGCAUCAGCACCACCACCAUCCCCAAGAUGCUGGUGGACAUCCAAGCCCAGGACCACAGCAUCACCUAUACUGGGUGUCUCUCUCAGCUCUCCUUUGUCUUGAUUUUUGGUGGACUCGAGAACUGUCUGCUUGCUGUAAUGGCCUAUGACCGCUAUGUGGCCAUCUGUCACCCCCUGAGGUACAUCAUCAUCAUGAACACUCACUUCUGUGUCCUCCUGGUUCUGCUCUGCCUGGGUGUCACCACAGGCAACGCCUUGCUCCAUAGUCUGAUGCUGCUCCAGCUGUCCUUCUGCACAGAUCUGGAAAUACCUCAUUUCUUCUGUGAACUUGUUCAGGUCAUCGACCUCUCCUGUUCUGACACUACCAUCAAUAUCCUGCUGGUCUACUCAGGGACCAGCCUGUUCGCUGGUGUCCCUCUGUUGGGGAUUAUCUUCUCCUACAGUCACAUCGUCACCUCUGUAUUGAAGAUCCCAACUGGAAGGGGAAGGCUCAGAGCUUUCUCCACCUGUGGCUCUCACCUUUCUGUGGUGUCUUUAUUCUAUGGGACAGGCAUUGGGGUGUACAUGAGUUCAGAAGUCACUGUGUCUCCCACCAAAAAUGCUGUGGCAUCAAUUAUGUAUAUCGUGGUCCCACAAAUGCUGAACCCCUUUGUGUACAGUUUGAGGAACAGGGAAAUGAAAGGAGCCCUGAGACAUCUCAUCACUGGGGUGCCCUCUUUGCUGUGA
This is a messenger RNA of Perognathus longimembris pacificus (Pacific pocket mouse), 939 nucleotides long. RefSeq names its product olfactory receptor 7G2-like. Gene Ontology annotation, cellular component: membrane. The coding region runs from base 1 to 939 and encodes 312 amino acids. Lineage: Eukaryota; Metazoa; Chordata; Mammalia; Rodentia; Heteromyidae. Gene Ontology annotation, biological process: G protein-coupled receptor signaling pathway. The record is from RefSeq and is a predicted model, not a curated record. Gene Ontology annotation, molecular function: olfactory receptor activity; G protein-coupled receptor activity. The transcript has a single exon.